Clupea harengus (Atlantic herring) is the source of this 6966-nucleotide messenger RNA. RefSeq names its product centrosomal protein 290 (gene cep290). Lineage: Eukaryota; Metazoa; Chordata; Actinopteri; Clupeiformes; Clupeidae. The record is from RefSeq and is a predicted model, not a curated record. Gene Ontology annotation, cellular component: centriolar satellite; ciliary transition zone. Bases 343 to 6912 code for a protein of 2189 amino acids. Gene Ontology annotation, biological process: non-motile cilium assembly; kidney development; ciliary transition zone assembly. The transcript has 47 exons.
CUGCAAGAGACGAGGUUGCUAUGCGGUUACUAGGCGCAGAUUGUGGGAAAUCUUUUUGAUACAUAGCUUGUUGUGGAUGCAGAGUUUACAUUUUUUAAAGACUUGCUCCCACUAUCAAUAAUGCUAUGCCUUUGUAUAGGUUUUUAUGUGUGAAUAUGGUUGAAGAAGUUUACCAAGGUGGUUGCUCGGACUAAACAAAAUAAAACCAAACACAGAAUAAUUCGCUUAGGUAAAUCAUAUAUAGUGAACUAACCUAAGAUAUCGAAUUAACGUUAGGCCUGAAGUUCGAAAAGUUUGUAAUCUUCAGGUACGUUAACGUGGGAGUUUUGAUCUCCGGUGAAUAUGACCCAAUCUGUAAAGGUAAUGUUAGACUGGAAUAAAAUUGGAAAUGUUGAUCCAGAGGAACUGGAAAACGACGAUGAGGAACUUGUCGACACAUUGCUUCAGGUUGAGCAGAGGGACAUACAAGAAAAAGAAGCCACAUCUUUAGUCCAGCUUUUCAGAAUAGCUCAGUCUCUCCUGAAGAUCAAAUGUCAAGAGCUUUCAUUUGCGUAUGAGAUGAUCGAGAAGGCUGGAGUUGAUCAGGCAAGACUGGAGAAUGCAUUUCAGACCAAAGUAUCCAAACUGGAGAGUGAACUGAAGAUGGUGAAUCGAUCCGCGGGGGGUAGAGAUACACGUUUCCUGCGGGAUGAGAUCCGCCAGCUGGAGGGGCAUUUGGAACGCAAGGAGAAGGAGCUGGUUCAGCUGGACAAGGAGAUGAUGAAGGAGAGGAAGACCAACGAGGAGCUAUCGACCAGAGUGGAGGGCACCGAGGAUAAGAACAGGACUCUGAGACGGGAGAAUGAUCAGCUCCGUCAAGAUGUGGAAUUUUAUCGCAGAGAACUGGAGCAGAGGGUGCCUGUCCAGUCCAAAGACCAGAGCCUUGAGGCCCAGAGACGCCUCACCCUAUCCAACCGCCAGCUCUACCAGUGCAUGGAGGACUUACAGAGAGCCGAGGAUGAAACGGCUCAUUUGAAGACUCAGAGUGAUCAGAUGCAGAAGAAUCUCGAGGAGUCUGUGAAGGAGAUGGAGAAGAUGACGGAUGAAUACAACAAGAUGAAGAUCAUAGUUCAGCAGUCAGAUUCCAUGAUGGACCAGCUGCGGAGGGACAGAGACCAUGCCAAGACUCAGGUGAGAGAACUGAUGGACCAAAUCCAGAGGAGGGCUGAAGAGGACGAUCCAGUCAUGGCUGCAGUCAGCGCUAAAGUGGAGGAGUGGAAGAGAGUGUUAUCUGAGAAGGACGACGAGGUCCUGGAAUACCAACGGAUGAAUCGGGAACUGCGAGACAAACUGAGGGCAUCACAAAUGGACACCGAUAAGAACAACCUAUUAGCUCUCCAGCAGGCUGUUCAAGAAAGGGACCACCAAAUCAAGAUGCUGAGUGAUCAAGUGGAGCAAUACACAAAUGAAAUGGAGAAAAACACAGAACUGAUUGAAGAACUGAAGAAACCCUUAAGGAAAGAGAGAGGUCCUCUCACUGCUGUGCAGCUGCGCAGGAUGGAGGGACUCCAGACGAAGGUCACCGCAGCGGAGAGGAAGGCCUUGGAGGCUGAGCACCAAGCAGAAUUAGCCGAGAAAGAUGCCCGACUCAAGGACAAGGAGCUCAGCGACACCCUCACUCGCAUAAGAGUCUAUGAGUCUGGCACAGAUGGCUUGGGAGCUGCCAUAGCUGAGAUCAAAGAGUGCAAAAACCAGACGGCGAUACGAGACGCUGAGGCCAGAGCCAUGACCAGAGAAAUCAACACGUUAGAGAUGAGGAUGAACGACCUGCUGGACCAGAACGAGGCCUUGAGAGAGAGACUGGGUCUCAACCAAGAGGAAGAAGUGGACUUGACUGAAUUUCGAAGGUCUAAGGCUUUAAAGCAAAGGCAGUAUAAAGCAGAAAAUCAAGUAUUGAUGAAAGAGAUAGAGAGACUCGAGGAGGACAGACUUGAUCUCAAGAUGCAGUUAAGGGCCAUGGUGAAGGAAAAAGGGAUGAGCAGUGAACCUAUGCCUAAUAUCUACACUCCAAGAGAGACCUCAGGUGCAUCCACCGAUGACCACAUAAAAACAAUGGUAUGUCUGCUUUUUUUGAUUGACACUCCACAGAAUGAACAUCUUCGAAUGGAGCUUAAUAACAAACAGAUCGAACUGGAACUGAAAGAAAAGGAAUCAUCUGAAUUUAAGGCCAAAUUCAAUGAAAUGUUAAAUGAAAAUAAGCACCUGGAAGAAGGCAUCAAGGAGAUCCUGGGGGCUCUACAGGACAACCAGCAGAGGACACACACCAUUAGUGUUCCCUGUUUGGAGAGGCUGGUGACUGCUUUAGAAAUGAAAAACACAGAAGGAGCUCCCGAGUCCAGUCUGCAACUGAAGAUGCAGGUGGACACUUUAACAGGCCGGAACCAUGAACUGAGACAGGAGAUGAGAGGUGUGAGGGACGACGCAGCACAGACUCUGAGGGAACUGGUAAUGGCCAGUGAAAAGGUUAUGCGUUUGGAGAGUGAAUUAGAAACACUGAGGAAAUCUAAUGAGACCAAAGCAGUCUUUAAGGCUGUGUGCAUUCCUGAGGAAUUGACACCAUCUAAUGUGGAUGCCAUCAGCUCUUUGAAUGAUUAUGCUGUUCAUCUUCUGCUGGAGGUUAAAGAUAAAGAAGACACAUGCAAGCGACUUCAGGUGGCUUUAAAGGAGUACAGAAGAAAACUAGCCGUGAUUCGGCACCAGCAAGGUCUUCUAUAUGAAGAAUAUCAAAGUGAGAGGGAAGCGUGGCAGAAGGAGAGAGAGUCACUUAAGGAGGCAAAGAAUAAGUUGGAAGAGCAGCGAGAGCGGGAUGAGGUGAAGAUCAAAGAGUUCACUCACUGGCUUGAGGUGUUAGAGCAGCACCCCACAGAGAUCAAGAGAGGGAUCUCGGAGGCGUCUCGAAAGAUGACCGUGCUCCGCGUGAACGAGAAGUCCCUCACCAGGUACUGCACCACUCUGCUGGAACUGGAGCAGCACCUCCGGAAGGAGAACAACAAGCUCAAAGAUGAUUCUGUUAAAAUGGAAAUGUCUGUGACUGAGAGGAUGUCUUACUUACAAAGAUAUAAGGACAUGGCUGUUUUCAAAAUAGCUGCCCUCCAGAAGGCUCUGGAUAAUAGCGUCCCUUCCCCGGAACUUGAGAAAGCCCACAAACAGUACAUCAACCUAACGGUCAAAUACAGAGACCUCCUGCAGAAAGACAACCAUCUCGUUCAGAGGGCCACUGCGCUCGAACAUUUACAGCAAGAGAAUGUGUCCCUUCAUGAACACAUCAGCGCCCUCAACAAAGAACUGCAUAUCAACAGGGAGAGGAUCCACGUGCUGGAACAAGCGUGGGAUCACACACACUCUCAAGAUGACAGCAGGGCUGAAAAGGCGACGAUGACGAACGGUGAAAUAGUGUCUGUUUCUAAAAAGAUGGCUACUCUGGAGAUGAAGGAGCUGAACGAGCGGCAGAGGGCGGAGCACGCCCAGAGGAUGUACGAGCAGCUUCGCGAUUCUCUAAGACAAGUGGAACAACGCAAUCUUGACCUGGAGAACAAAUUUGUGGAGGUGACCAAGCAGAACUUGGAUUCCCAGAGAGUGGAGCAGGAGCUGCGUGAUGAGUUGGCCAACAGCGUCAGUGCGGCUGUGAACGACCGCGACCAGAAGUGCAUCACUGAUCACGAGAGGACAGAGGCUGAGAUGAAGAUGGAGAUCUCCAAGUUGCAGGAAGUAGCCAACGUGGCCAAAAUGCAGGUGUCUGCACUGGAAGCCAGGCAGCUGUCCAGAGAAAAGGAAAUUGAAGCGCUGAGGAGACAGACCCUAGAGUACCAGGCCCAGUCGGAUGAGAAGGCCCUCAUAGCCAAGCUCUAUCAGCACAUUGUUGCCUUGCAAUUAAGUGAAACAACCGCUCUGUGUAGGCUGGAGAGCACCACUAACCAGCUUCGUAAACUCGAGGCUCAGAUGCUGCGGGCUGAACAGCAGCUGGACGAAAAGGAGAAAACCCUGUGGUACGUCCGCCACAGUGCUCACGGCCAGGCCAAACACCUUCGGCAGACGAUCCAGUUGUUGCGGAGGCAGUUUUGUGGUGCGCUUCCCCUGGCGCAGCAGGAGAGGUCUUUCCAGACCAUGAGGCACCUUCAGGAGGAUCGCGAUCAGGUGAGACAGGAGGCCCUUCGGGCCGAAGAGCAGAGGCGGAGCUUAGAAGGCAAGGCCAAAGAGCUGGAGCUCAAACUCAAAGGACUGGAGGACCUCACAACCACUCUUAAGGAUUCCAAAGGGGCUCAGAAGGUGAUUGAGUGGCACAAGAAACUGGAGGAGAGCCGGCUGCUGGAGAUGAAACGCAGCAGAGAAGUGGGUAUUCAGAAGGAGGAAAUCAGAUACUUGAGAAAUGUGGUAGAGGAACAAGAACGGUCCAUCAGUGCCUUGGAGGAUGAUCACAUUCAGGAGAGAAAGCUUCACGAGGAGCGGCAGCUGCUUUGGGAAGGAAGGGAGGUGGAGUUUGAGCGCCAGAUGGAGCACUUUGAGAAACAACAGAAUGAACUUUAUGAUGCUCAUCAAAAGACAGGUGGCGCCCUCCCGGAUCCAACCCUGCCUCUCUCCCAGCAGCUCAAUCAUUCUCUGACAAAAAUUAAGGAGCUUGUCCGCGCUGUUUCGGAAAAACAAGCAACCUGCAAUUCUCUGGAAGAGAAACUGAAAGAGAGGGACGAGGCCUUCUGGAAAUCAGAGCAGAAUGUUCUCUCUCGAGACAAGGUCAUUAAUGAGCUGCGCCUCCGCUUGCCAGCAGUUGCUGAAAAGGAGAAGAUCUUAGCGAACCUCAGCAGACAGGACAAUAAUCCUGAGAGCCAACCAGCAUUCAAAGUGGCUCAACAAACUAUAAACAGCCUUCAGGGACGCUUGAACCAGAAAGAAGAAGUCUUGAAGAAGUACCAGCACCUUCUGUCCAGAACAAGACAAGAACAAGAAGACAUUGCACAGAAGCACAAAGAGGACAUGCAGACUCUUCAGCAGAAGCUUGAAACACUUACAGAAGCUUCAUUAGGUCACCUUAAACAGACAGCUCUGGACUUAAUGAAGAAACCCUUUAUCACCAUACCAACCACAAAACACCUGGCACGUUUAGCUGAAUUGGAGCAGACUGUGGCUGAGCAAGAAAACUCUCUCACAACCCUCAUGGAUAAGCUGAAGGUCAGGACUGCAGAGCUGGACAAACAGAGACAUAUCAUGGACCUCCAGACCAGGAAGCAUGACAUGGACAAAGACAAGCUGGAAGGGAACCACUCAGCUCAGAAGAGAUCCCUCGAACAGGAAGCGGAGGAGCUCCGAGCCCAGGCUGCUCAGAUGGCCGAUCAACUGCACUGCCUCCAGACAGAGCUGGACUCCCAGAGAGAGGCCAAUGUCCGCGCACCGAGCCAAACCAUGAAGAACCUGGUGGACAGUCUGAAGGCUCAACUCUGCCUCAAGGAGAAGCAACAGAGGGCUUUGAGCAAGGCACUUCAAGAGCUGCGUGCCGAGAUGACCUCCCACGCCGAGCAGCAGAUCAUCGCCAAUGUCACACAGAGAGAAGAGAACUUCAAUAUUCAGCAGAUUGUUGACAAACACACCAAAGAGUUGCAGGGGCGUAUACAGGAGCUGAGCGAGGAGCUCCUGAAGGUGAGAGAGGGUGCGGGCGUGUCCCAGAGCAGGGAGAGCUCCAUGAGGCAGGCCCAUGACGGCCUGAUGGGAGAGCUCCAGAAGAGCCGCAGAGCGCACGCCAAACUGCAGGCGGAGAAGGCGCUCUUGGAAGACAAGGUGGCUAAUCUGAAACAGAGAGUGAAGGCGCUCAGCAGCAACUUGCAGCAGAGUCAGAAUGAAGGUGAAGGCAGAGGUUCCACAGCGGCGGGGUUACGACAGAGAAUCUCCAAACUGGAGACGGAGCUGGACAGAACCAGAACAUCAGAGCAGCCAGAGGGAGCGCUUGGAAGAGAGGAGAAGGAGAAGGACAAGAUGUCAAAAGAAGAGAUGACGAGGUGGGACGAGGGUAAGAGGUGGCAUGCCAGGCUGGAGAAGAUCCGGAACACGCUGAAGGAGAAGGAAAGAGAAGUGGAGACUUUGUCAAAACAGUUGAAUACCAUCAAAGACCUCUACACCAGGGUGGAGGGGGAAAAGAUUCAUCUACAGAAGAAACUAUCACGGAGUCGGGGAGUGACUGCAGAUCAGGUCGUGGGAGCACGGAGUCGUGGAGUGACUGCAGAUCAGGUCGUGGGAGCACGGAGUCUGGAGUCUGACAAGGAGAUCGAGGAGCUGAGGAGGAGAAAUUCUCAACUGGAGCGACAGAUUCAAACUAUAAAACAGCAACAGGCUUUACCGAGAGAUGCCGCAAUCGAGGACAUGCACCUUAGGAAUCGCUAUCUCGAAGACAGGAUCCUGUGUCUGGAGACCCAGCUCUCCAGAGAAGCAUCUACAUUGGGACCGUAUGUCGAGUCUCCUACACAGAAAGAGCAUAAACUACAAGAAGAAAACCUCCGGCUCUCUUCUAAAAACCUGGAGCUCUGCUUCCAGCUGGAGCAAGCAACCAAAGACUUGCCCAGAUUAAAGGACCAAGUGUCUGAUCUCAAAGACAUGUGUAACGUUCUCAUUAAGGAGAAGGCUGCAUUGGAGGCGAAACUUGGGCACAUCCGCAAGGCAGGGGGCAGUGGGAAGACGGCCCCUGAGCUGGAGAAGACCAUCGGUCUGAUGAAGAAGGUGGUGGAGAGAGUCCAGCGGGAAAACGAGGCUUUGAAGAAGGUCUCCGCCCCAGCCAUGCAGGAGCAGCUGUGUGCACUUGAGCAAGAGCAUGACAAACUCAAGGCACAAUAUGAUCAGCUCAAGGGGAAAAUGCAAACGGAGUUAAAAAAAGAAGGGUGGAGAAAACUAUGACGGAGAAUGACCAGUUAAGGAAUUACAUUAAAAAAGGAAGCAGCAGAGAAACUG